AUGGUUGUUGUAGCAGAAUUCUGCCAGAGGCAGCAUUGGGAACCAAUUGUCUUGAAAAGAGUUGAUGUAAUACCAAAGAAUUCGGGUAAAAACGCUGAGAGAAACUUGGAACUCAAAGAAAUCAUUUUUGUGAUACAAAGUCAAAGUCAAUAUUUUCACAAGAAGAAAGCAGAAGAUUUAAAAGAAAAUAUUUUAAAGCAGGCAGCUGGAAUCAGUAAGGAGCCUCCAAGAGUGCUAUAUCUCCAUGAAGUUAUGAAAAAUGAAGGUGCAUGGACCAUCCUUCCAGUGAUACCACAUUUUGCAGACUCUUAUGGCAACAGUUCAUCAUGGAUCUUUUUUUGCGAAGAGGAUACAACAGUAAGGCUUCAAAAGCUUUUGGAUACACUACAGACAUUUGACAAAUCUAAGAACUGGUUUCUGGGAAAAGCAUUACAUGAUGAAGAGUCUACAAUAAUUCAUCAUUACGCAUUUGCAGAAAACCCUUCUGUUUUCAAGUAUCCAGAUUUUGCUGCUGGUUGGGCUCUUAGCAUGCCACUUGUAAAAAGACUUGCAUAUGUCUUGAAGAAUGAACCCCCAAACUCUGAUUUUACAAUAGACCUGAAACAUGAGAUUGCUUUGUACAUAUGGCAGAAGGCUGAUGGACAGGCACUUACUCCAGUGCCAGCGUUUUGUACGUAUAAUCCAGACUCGACCAAAGCUACUAACUGUGCCACAACUUUUAAUGGAUCUCUGCCUCUCUGUGGUAAUCCAGUGAAUAAGGAUGAUAUAUUUGUUGCUAUAAAAACGUGCCGAAAGUUUCAUAAAGAUAGAAUUCCAGUUGUAAAGAAAACCUGGGAAAAAGAUGCUGUACAUUUUGAAUAUUAUAGCGAUUACGCAGAUGACACAAUCCCUACGGUGGAUUUGGGAAUACCCAAUGUUGAGAGAGGGCACUGUGGCAAAACUUUUGCCAUACUGGAAAGAUUUUUAAGAUCUACCACUCCACGGACAUAUUGGCUGAUCAUAGUUGAUGAUGACACACUGAUCAGUCUCUCAAGAUUACGGAAACUACUUAGUUGUUAUGAUCCGAAUGAAUCAAUAUUUCUUGGGGAGCGUUACGGUUAUGGAUUAGGAGCGCGGGGAUACAGUUAUAUUACUGGAGGAGGAGGAAUGGUAUUCAGCAGAAAAAUGGUAAGAAAGAUACUGAACAGCAAAUGCCGGUGUUACAGCAAUGAUGCACCUGAUGAUAUGGUUCUUGGGAUGUGUGCCAGCGGCCUUGGAAUUCCUGUUAUCCACAGUCCACUUUUUCACCAGGCCCGACCCAUGGACUAUCCAAGUGAUUAUCUUUCUCACCAAGUUCCAAUAUCGUUCCAUAAGUACUGGAAUAUUGAUCCUGUUAAAGUUUAUUAUACAUGGCUAAUCCCGGAGGAUAAAGAAGAUUUACGUGCAAAUAAACAUUUAAGAGAAGAUUUAUAACUCUUUCGUACAAAUCCUUGAGGGAUUUUAACAGGAGCUGCAAGUAUCUGACUCUGUAGAAAUUCUUUAAAUUGUAUUUUUUUAAAUGUGUACACUAUUAAGACGUUUUCCUUUUCAGCACAAAUGAAACAAAACCAAUAAGUUUGUGCUCAUAGACUUUUAUUUAAACAGUCAGAGGUUUCCUAGAUACCCAUAAUGGUAAUACAUCUAAAUAUCUUCUCCUAGAUUUAACAAGUACAUUUUUAAUUACAUUUGAAAAAUAAAAUAUAUAUUUUAAGUUGUCUGAGCAUGUGAAAGCUCUGUUCCUAUGCUCCUGCAAACAUUGCAAAACUUUGUACAUAUUAAGAUUAUUUUGUUAAA
Spea bombifrons (plains spadefoot toad) is the source of this 1812-nucleotide messenger RNA. It is a transcript of the gene B3GLCT, whose product is annotated as beta 3-glucosyltransferase. Gene Ontology annotation, molecular function: acetylglucosaminyltransferase activity. Bases 1 to 1452 code for a protein of 483 amino acids. The record is from RefSeq and is a predicted model, not a curated record. The transcript is spliced from 14 exons. Lineage: Eukaryota; Metazoa; Chordata; Amphibia; Anura; Pelobatidae. Gene Ontology annotation, cellular component: membrane.